Messenger RNA from Pundamilia nyererei, 6061 nucleotides. It is a transcript of the gene atad2b, whose product is annotated as ATPase family AAA domain containing 2B. The record is from RefSeq and is a predicted model, not a curated record. Gene Ontology annotation, molecular function: histone binding; ATP binding; chromatin binding. The transcript is spliced from 28 exons. Gene Ontology annotation, biological process: nucleosome disassembly; transcription initiation-coupled chromatin remodeling; nucleosome assembly. Gene Ontology annotation, cellular component: nucleus. The coding region runs from base 98 to 4456 and encodes 1452 amino acids. NCBI's taxonomy places the organism in Eukaryota, Metazoa, Chordata, Actinopteri, Cichliformes, Cichlidae.
GAGAGAUGGCGCCUCGAACUCGAUCCUGCUCUCACUGAGGCAGUGUUUAGAGCCGGUUAGAGAGAUUCAGUAAGGGGCAGACAAAAGAAAAAAAAACAUGGUGAACACAAGGAAAAGCUCACGGACUAGGAGCGGUCCAUUCAUCUCGUCGAGGACUAGGUCGUCGUCGAGAAACGAGCGAAACUCUGAGGAACAUAAGGAACCCAGCAGUGAUGCGAGCAGUCCCAGCAGUCCACGGUUUGCACCGCCUUCCAAGCGCACACGGCGGCAGACUGCUUCUGAGCCAAGCUCCAGUGAUACCUCCCCGUCCCCUCAGACUAAGGGCCAGAGGGUCAGCUGGGGCAUUCCUACCUACUGCACAAGACUGUCGUCUCGCAUCAUGCAAAAUGGGCACGCCCAUAUGAGUCACCGGAAUGAGGAGAGCGGAGGGGGAGAUCACUCUCAUAUGAAUGGCCAUGUGGAGCUGAAGAGGAGCUGUCGGGUGAAGAAGAGCCAAUUUGAACACCUCAAUCAGAGCCUGCUGUUUGACCAGCUGGUCAACAGCACCGCGGAGGCUGUUCUUCAGGAGAUGGACAACAUCAGUAGCAUCAGGCAGAAUCGUGAGGUGGAGCGACUUCGCAUGUGGACCGGAGAAACUGAGGAGGAAAACAUGGACAUGUAUUCACGGGUGAAACGCAGGAAAUCCAUGCGCAGGAGUACUUUCAACAUACCUGCGCAUCACAAAGUCAUGGGCAAAACAGAGCAGGAGGAGGAAGAGGAGGAAGGAACUGAAGAAUCUCAUGGUGAGGAAGAGGAGGAAGAUGCAGAGGAUGAUGAUGACGAUGAUGAAGGAGAUGAAGCAGAGGAGGCAGGGGAGGAAAAUGACAGGCCGUACAAUCUGCGGCAGCGUAAGACAGUGCAGAGAUAUGAAGCACCGCCUAUUGAGCCAGUGAACAGAAAACAGAGCAACCCCUCACUUUUUGACACCCACAGAUCCCCAGCGAGGAGAAGCCAUAUAAGAGUGAAGAAACACGCCAUUCACAGCAGUGACACCACCUCAUCUUCUGAUGAAGAACGCUUUGAGCGCAGAAAAAGCAAGAGCAUGACUCGGGCCAGGAACAGGUGCUUGCCCAUGAAUCUGACGGCUGAAGACCUGGCUAGUGGGGUGCUGCGUGAUCGAGUUAAAGUGGGUGCAAGCUUGGCUGAUGUGGAUCCAAUGAACCUUGACCCUUCAGUAAGAUUUGACAAUGUGGGUGGUCUUAGUAAUCACAUACAGUCACUAAAGGAAAUGGUGGUAUUCCCUCUGCUGUAUCCUGAGAUCUUUGAGAAGUUCAAGAUUCAGCCUCCCAGAGGGUGUUUGUUCUAUGGCCCACCAGGCACAGGAAAGACCCUGGUUGCGCGAGCUCUUGCCAAUGAGUGCAGUCAUGGUGACAGGAAGGUUUCCUUCUUCAUGAGGAAAGGAGCCGACUGCCUCAGCAAGUGGGUUGGUGAAUCAGAACGGCAGCUACGCCUGCUCUUUGACCAGGCUUACCUUAUGAGGCCAUCCAUAAUUUUUUUUGAUGAGAUUGAUGGUUUGGCUCCUGUUCGCUCCAGCAAGCAAGACCAGAUACACAGUUCUAUUGUAUCAACUUUGCUGGCCUUGAUGGACGGCUUGGACAGUCGAGGGGAGAUAGUGGUCAUUGGUGCUACAAACAGACUUGACUCUAUCGACCCGGCACUCAGGAGGCCUGGACGCUUUGACCGGGAGUUUCUGUUCAGCCUGCCCGAUAAGAAGGCCAGAAAGCACAUUUUGGAGAUCCACACACGGGACUGGAAUCCCAAAUUGUCUGAGCCAUUUUUAGAUGAACUUGCAGAAAAAUGUGUCGGCUACUGCGGUGCUGACAUCAAAGCACUUUGCACAGAGGCAGCCUUGAUGGCGUUGCGCCGCCGCUAUCCCCAGAUCUAUGGCAGCAGCGUCAAACUGAAGCUGGACGUCGCCUCUAUCGUCCUGGGGCCUGGCGACUUCAGCAAAGCAAUGAGGACAAUUGUCCCAGCCUCCCAGAGGGCUUUGGCUCCCCCAGGCCGAGCCUUGUCCCCAACCCUCAGGCCCCUGCUGGCCACUUCUUUCUCCUUGGUGCUGAAAGCUCUGCUCCGAGUCUUCCCCCAUGCUCAGUGUACUGACAGGGACAACACACACGUGCUAGGCGGUGACAAUCAUCUGCUAGAAGAGGACCUGUAUAGCGACGAUGACAAUGAGGAAGGCUCUGCUUCCAUUUAUGAAGUCCAGCCUGCUGCAUCCCCAAAGAGUCAGCUCACCUCUUCUGCAAUGCACAGACCCUUCCUCCAUUUCUCCUCCUCUGCCCUCCAACAGCCCACAGCAUACAGGCCUCGUCUGCUCCUGGCAGGGGCCCCGGGCUCAGGACAGAGCUCCCACUUGGCCCCUGCCUUGCUGCACCACCUGGACAAGCUACCAGUACACCGCCUGGACUUGCCCACUCUCUACUCCGUUAGCGCCAAGACGCCAGAGGAGUCCUGUGCUCAGGUAUUCCGCGAGGCCCGCCGGAGCGUGCCCAGUGUAGUAUACAUGCCACAUAUCUCAGAGUGGUGGGACACAGUAAGUGAUACUGUGAAGAGCACCUUCCUCACCCUGCUGCAGGAUGUGCCCUCUUUCAGCCCUGUCCUUGUCCUCGCCACAGCUGAAACUCACUACUCAAAGCUGUCAGAUGAGGUGAGAAGUAUAUUCCAGAGGACCUAUGGGGAAGUAGUUGCACUGUCCCCUCCGGGAGAAGAGGAAAUACGGCACUUCUUCUCUGACCUCCUGUUGGUUCAAGCAGCCAGGCCUCCACCACGCCUCAGGAAUGCAGAUAAGUGUGAAGAGGUUCUGCCAGUGGCGGAGGCUCCAGGCCCGAGAGUCCUUUCAGCAGAGGAACAGCGUCGCCUGGCUGAACAGGAGGAGAACACAUUACGGGAGCUCAGGCUCUUUCUCAGGGACGUGACCAAGCGCCUGGCCACUGACAAACGUUUUAACAUCUUCAGCAAGCCAGUUGACAUUGAAGAGGUGUCAGACUACCUGGAGGUGAUUAGGCAGCCCAUGGACCUAUCCACUGUCAUGACAAAGAUUGACACCCACCAGUACUUGACAGCCAAGGACUUCUUGGUGGACAUUGACCUCAUCUGCAGUAAUGCUUUAGAAUACAAUCCCGACAAGGACCCUGGAGACAAGGUGAUCAGGCACAGAGCGUGCAGUUUAAAGGACACAGCCCAUGCCAUAUUCGCUGCUGAGCUGGACCCUGAGUUUGAUCGCAUGUGUGAAGAGAUUAAGGAGGCGCGCAGGAAGAGGGACCUUCUGACGCCGGCUCAGCUGUCAGCGGUUCCGGGUGCUGGUGCAACCAGGAAGCACCACAGUGCGGGAGAGGAGCAACCCAGGAGCAGCACUCAGGGUGAUGCCACUGAGAAACAUUGCACCACUAAUUAUGUAAAGCGGAAGGUUCGGAGGAGGCCAUCGUGGGGGCGGGGCAUCAUACGGAAAAAGAAGAACUACAAGAAAGGGACAGAGGAGGAAGAGGAGGAGCCUGAAGCAGAGGUGGAAGCGGCAGGGCCCAGCGACUCCUGUUUAACACAGGAUGAGGAAUCAUCUUGCGAUAUUACAGGUCCCCAACCCAAUGGCCAUCAUCCACAUGCCCCCUCCACAGAAGAAGAAAGCUCCAACGAACCCCCUGUUGCAGCUCCCGAUAAACCUCCAGAUGCUAGCGAAGCCAGAGAGGCGCCAAUGCCUAAGGUUGAGGAGCCGGCAGCUAAAGAAGCAGAGCCUGAGAUCACAGGGAAACACACCGAACCACAUUGCCUUGGUGGUAGUUCUCAGCCCAACACAGAUGGGGAUAGCGAGGCCAGUCGGGCUGACUUCCAGCCUUUGAUUGAAAUGUCGGUGUCUUCAGAUGCUGAGGACCAGCCUAAGCACACAGAGGUUCUCCUGGUUUCACAAGUGGACUGUGUGAAUGGAAAUGAGUCAAUGGACAGCCUUGACUUGCAGAGCCUCAAGGGGAGCAGUGAGGCAGAGACAAGGACUCCUCAGAGCACGGCUGAGGGCUCUAAUAGAGCUGAACAGGAUGAGCACAAAGACAAAAAUGAGAGCAAACCAACUCAGGAGCAGCAUCCUCAGGAUGGAGUGGCAGUAACGGAAACUGUUGAGGAAGAUCAUAACAAAGAAGUGGGGACAUUCAACAGUAGCUCAUCAGAGCAGUUGAAGGAGUCCGCUGAAAGGACCGAGGAAGAGCCACAAGCAGUACCUCCCCAUCCUCCAGUGGUAAUUGACCACCAGCGACUUUUGAUUCUACUGGAUAUGGUGGUGAAGAAGAGUGAGGGCUACAGCGUGGAGCAGCUGGAGCGACUGUACUCCCUACUCAGCCAGUGCAUCUACAAGCAUCGUAGAGAGUACGACAAGACCCAGCUACUCGAGGAGAUGGAGGAGAGAAUCCAGCGUUUUGAUACAUUCCUGUGAAAUGGAGAGAAAAUACCCAUCAGGUAGAUCCUGAACAGCCUGGGACCACAACAACAACAACACCACACACACAAAACUGAGUGAGCACGAGUGGAGGAGCUUCAGCCCUCAACACAAAAACACCACACAGGAAAAUCCAGCACCCUCCUCGUCGCUGGGAGGGAACAAAGCGAGGAUGAGGACAGAGACAUUCAAUGGUGCUAUCGUCUCAGGAACCUGGCCACAUCCAGACGCAUACUACACAACCAAACCCCUGGAGGUGUGUCAGCCACACUUAUAUACACACACACACAGACACGUGUGCACACAAACCGACAGUGGCGGGCAACACUGGUGCUACUCGGGUGCUAUCUAUCCUCAACUUUAUCCGUGCUGCUCUCGGGAAGAUUUCUUAAGUUUGGACAACUAGAAAAACCAACAGAUGGGGUGAUGUCAUAUCACAACGUGGCAGCGCAUACACUCCGAAACACUCGACACGAGUAUGCAUGCAUUUCUACAAACAGACACACUCACUCAGACCCUCACCAGCAGAAGUGUGACAGCAGAGUGCCGCCAGGAGACGAGGACGGGGAGCGAAUGGGCGACCCACGUCAGCGAGCCCUCCUGCCCUCGAGUGGAGCGCUUCAUCAUAGGCCAGUUGUUACCGCGCUAUUGUGCGACCUUUUUUGUUGUAGUUUUGUUUCCUCUUCUCUCUGCCCUUUUAGCUACUUGAUUAGUUCCAUGUCUGAGCCACAAUCACCCAGAAGAAUAGUUUACAAAGAAGUUUUUUACCGUAGACACAAACUCGAUGAGGUUAGCACAGCAGGACUAGAAUCAAUUAUGUCCUCUUCAUUAUGGCGGUCAUCAAGCGUGGAAAGCCGUUAGCCCCCUCAGCGCUGGUCUCAGAGUUACUGGUGAACAAGCGUAGCGUCGCCUCGGGGUCAUCUGUAAAAACCUCCUCACUCGAAACAUUCGCUGGCAGGCCACCUCUGGCGUUCACAGUCUUAGCGGAUUGUUAUGUCCUAAAUAGUUGUGCUAGCGCAAACCCCCGACUCCUCUUCACUAGAUUCACAGUAUGAAUGUUUUCCCUCCUGCUCCAGCAGCGCCCGCCAGUUGAUUUGUAUUUUUUCCCCCCUUUCUUUUGUUUUUUUUAACCCCCCUACCGACACACUCCUGCUGAGGAACUGGAAGCAGUACAAAUUGGAAGGCGUCUGUACUUUUUUGCACUGCCUAGCGUGUGCCUUAUUUCAAACCUCAUAUGAAAGUGGUAUAUUUAGCAGGAUGUUUGUUUUUACUACUCGUGACAAUGAACAGGCUCCCAAGUUGGGGAGGAGGGUGUUUACCACCGAGGUCACAGGGACCUUGAGGCAACGACGACUAAAAAUGAUUAUCUUACCGCCAUUAGAUCGAUUAAACAUAUCUACGUUAUUCACCUCUAGUUAAUUUUGAACUCUUUGGUCAAGAAAUAAGUGGAAACAGUGUUGUGGUCAAAUACAUCUCAGAUGAUGUUCAAAUAUUUAAAUUUAUUCAUGUUUCUGUAAUAAAACCUCAGACCAGUCGGUGAAGGUCAGUCUCCACCUGAGCAGGACAGCAGGUGGAAGGAGAGGUUGGUGACACCGGCCUUCA